AUGGAGUACGAAGAUGUAUUGACGAAUCAGCCCGUCGUCAUUGACAACGGCUCGGGAGUCAUUAAGGCUGGCUUUGCUGGAGAUGACCAGCCCAAGUGCUUCUUCCCCUCCUUUGUCGGACGCCCAAAGCACGUCAGGAUUAUGGCAGGAGCAGUCGAAGGCGACGUAUUCAUUGGCAGGAAGGCUCAGGAACUUCGCGGUCUCUUGAAAAUCAAGUACCCUAUCGAACACGGCAUUGUGCAGGACUGGGACGAUAUGGAGCGUAUCUGGCAAUAUAUCUACUCUGACGAGCUCAAGACUUUGUCCGAGGAGCAUCCCGUUUUGUUGACCGAGGCGCCCUUGAACCCCAUGAAGAACCGCGAGAUGGCUGCCCAGAUCUUUUUUGAGACCUUCAAUGUCCCUGCCUUGUUCACCUCCAUACAGGCAGUUUUGAGUUUGUACUCGUCUGGAAGAACCACCGGUGUGGUUCUCGACUCAGGAGACGGUGUUACUCACUCUGUCCCUGUUUACGAAGGUUUCGCUAUACCCCAUGCUAUCCAGCGCGUCGAUAUCGCCGGUCGGGAUGUCACGGAACACUUGCAAUUGCUCCUCCGCAAGGCGGGAUACCACUUCCACACUACUGCUGAAAAGGAGGUUGUCCGCAUUAUCAAGGAGAAGACCUGUUAUUUGCCAUUGUUCCCGGCAAAGGAGGAGAAGGAUGCUGGUGGCAAGUACGAGGACUUUAUGUUGCCUGAUGGCAAUGUGAUCAAGCUGGGCGCGGAGAGAUUCAGGGCUCCAGAGAUCAUGUUCAAUCCCGAAAUCAUUGGACAAGAGUUCCCUGGUAUUCACCAGGUUGUUGUCGACUCCAUCAGCCGCUCGGACAUGGAUCUUCGCAAGUCACUGUACUCGAAUAUUGUUCUUUCUGGAGGAUCGACUCUUUGUAAGGGCUUUGGGGACCGCCUUUUGUUGGAGGUGAAGAAGUUGGCAUUGAAGGACAUCAAGAUCAAGAUUUCUGCGCCUCCAGAGCGUAAAUACAGCACCUGGAUCGGAGGCUCUAUUCUUGCCUCUUUGAGCACGUUCAAGAAGAUGUGGGUGUCGGCAGAGGAAUACCAGGAAGAUCCUUACAGGUGUUUCUCCUCAAUGUGGUAG
Molecule: messenger RNA, 1128 nt
Organism: Linnemannia hyalina
Lineage: Eukaryota; Fungi; Mortierellomycota; Mortierellomycetes; Mortierellales; Mortierellaceae
Source: the annotation of a GenBank genome assembly